This is a messenger RNA of Salarias fasciatus (jewelled blenny), 1510 nucleotides long. Its product is annotated as tumor necrosis factor ligand superfamily member 14-like. The coding region runs from base 397 to 1248 and encodes 283 amino acids. Gene Ontology annotation, cellular component: membrane. Gene Ontology annotation, molecular function: tumor necrosis factor receptor binding. Gene Ontology annotation, biological process: immune response. The transcript is spliced from 8 exons. NCBI's taxonomy places the organism in Eukaryota, Metazoa, Chordata, Actinopteri, Blenniiformes, Blenniidae. The record is from RefSeq and is a predicted model, not a curated record.
CUAUCAUUUAGCCUCUUCCCCAUGUCAUCUUCGUUUCCUCCUUUCAUGAGCUCGCUUGAAAGGCAAUAUUGGUGAUAGCUGACAGCAGGCAUGCGAGCGCAAGAGAACAUAUUUGCUGACUUAUAUUUUAAAUGAGCUCCAGAGGACUGAGAGAACACUAGUCUGCUGCUGACAAGGAUUUCAAUUCAAGGAGUCUUGGUAUGGUGAAAUGGUUUUCUUUCCCAGAAGCUGCUUGCACCCUCUGCACACAGCACUGAAGGCAGCCGAGGCCGGUGUCAGUCCCGCUUUCUCAUGUUUCGUCACUGUUGUUCUCUGCAACUUUCAUCUCUCGGUUUUCUCUCCCCGGUUUCUGUCUGAAACACAGACCAUCUCUCUUUCAGUGAGAACACCGUCCUCAUGUCGGCCCCUGCGACCUUUAACCUUUCCACCCUCGGCGAGGUGAAGCCCGGCGGGGCGCCGGAGGCCGGCGCGGCCGCCUGUCCUCAGGUGUUCAUGGUGGACAGCCAGGCCAGCUACAUCAGCAUGCCCAAGCAGAGGAAGCCCAGGACGACCACGGCUCACAGGCUGCUGCUCCUGCUGGUGGGCCUGGCCUUGCUGGGACUGCUCUUAGAAGGAUAUUUUAUCUACAAACUUUAUCAAAGGAUAGAGCCGUUUUCUCCUUCUAUAUGCCACCCCGCCUGUCAGAACCAGUCUAAUCACGCCACAUCUGGCCAGCAGGUACGUACUGGCAGCACGAUGAGUCAAGUGGGGCUCAAAGAUCUAAAUCAGAUUAACAUGCAAAAGAGGGCCUUUGCUCACCUGAUUGGCGCCAAGAAUCAUACAUUGGAGAACAACGUGGUGCAGUGGGUGAAAGAAGGCGAAGCCUUCAUUCAUAACAUGAACUACGGCAAAGACGGGCUGGUCGUGCAGAAGGAGGGUUACUAUUACAUCUACUCCAAAGUACAAGUCAAUGCUGCAGAGGACUGCUUGCUCAUCCAGCACAAGGUCAUCAGGGUUACCAAAGCCUAUGACCUUCCCAUCGAGCUCAUGAAAUCAAAAAGUUUCCGCUGCAGGACUCCAAAACCUUCAAAUGCAAAACCUUCAACUAGUGACGAUCUGUGGAACAAUUAUUUGGGGGGGAUUUUUCAUGUGCAUGGAGGAGACAGAAUUAUUGUGGAAUUGGAGAGUAAACAGAGUGUGCAGCUGCAUUCAGGACUCAGUGAAAACUUCAUGGGGGCCUUCAUGAUUUCUCCUUGGAAGAAUAAUUGAAACGUAUUGUGUCCUGCUUUUUCCAUGUGUUGGUUUACAAACACAUGCUGUGAUAAUUUAAUGCAAAUACAUAUAAUAUAUGCAUCAAUCAAUAUUCGAAUAUUUAACGUUCUUGAUGAAUGUGAUUUAAUCCUUUGUGAAAAAAAUGACAACAUAAAGUUUGUGGUAUCAUUGAAACAGAUCUGAAAUUCAGGUUUUUUAAACCUUCUGAAUAUUUUUGUUGUUCCAUAGUUUUGUUUUCUUAAUAAAAUGUUUUGACAUA